Messenger RNA from Megalops cyprinoides (Indo-Pacific tarpon), 1572 nucleotides. RefSeq names its product adenosine deaminase-like (gene mapda). Gene Ontology annotation, biological process: adenosine catabolic process; inosine biosynthetic process. NCBI's taxonomy places the organism in Eukaryota, Metazoa, Chordata, Actinopteri, Elopiformes, Megalopidae. The transcript has 10 exons. Gene Ontology annotation, molecular function: adenosine deaminase activity. The coding region runs from base 286 to 1245 and encodes 319 amino acids. The record is from RefSeq and is a predicted model, not a curated record.
GCUACUUGCACUAAUUAGCUUGGCUGGGAACAGUUCUGUGCAGCCGAGUUCCUGUUAAAGUCAGAUUAAGAUUUGACUGUUGACUGAAAUAACCGGUCAAAGAGUUUUUAAUAGGGAUGGACACCCCAGCAGAGCCGUUUUAUCGACAGCUUCCGAAAGUGGUAAUGCCCACCAACAGCUAGCUAGCGAGCUGGCUAGUAUUCCCGGCAAAGGGCUUUGCUAGGAGGACAAGCGACCAGUUAGGAGCUCCAUGCCCAUCUCAAUGGCUCUGUCAGUGCGGCCACUAUGGAGUACCUCAUUGCUCGCAAACCACAUCUCAACAUCCAGCACAGCAUGACAGCCAUCCGCAAGGGUCAACGCCGGACACUUGACGAGUGCUUUCAGGUUUUCAAAGUGAUUCACCAGCUAAUAGACACAGAAGAAGACCUCCUCUUGGUUGCCAAAGCAGUGAUUGAGGAGUUUGCUGCAGAUGGAGUGCGGUACCUUGAGUUGCGAAGUACACCUCGUGAAGAAACACGCACAGGUCUGACAAAGAGGAAGUAUGUGGAAACAGUCAUUGAAGCCAUUCGUCAGUGUAAACAAGAGGGAGUGGACAUUGAAGUCAGGUUUCUAGUGGCCGUUGACCGAAGGAAUGGACCUGAGGUGGCUGUGGAGACUGUUAAGCUUGCAGAAGAUUUCAUGACAUCCAGUAAUGGAGUAGUGGUUGGGCUAGACCUUAGCGGGGACCCAACGGUGGGUCAUGGAAAAGACCUGUUGCCUGCCUUGCAGAAAGCCAAGAACUGUGGCCUGAAGCUGGCUCUACAUUUAUCGGAGGUUCCCUCACAAAAGGAGGAGACAGAGCUGCUCUUGACCAUACCGCCCGACAGGAUUGGCCAUGGAACAUUCUUACACCCAGAAGUGGGUGGGUCAAAGUGCUUGGUGGACAAAGUGAGAGAGAGGAACAUUCCCCUGGAGUUGUGCUUGACUUCCAAUGUUAAGGGCCAGACAGUGGAAUCCUAUGAUAAACACCACUUCCUGUAUUGGUACCAGAUGGGGCAUCCAUGCGUGCUGUGUACGGAUGACAAGGGAGUAUUCAGCACUGAUCUUUCUCAGGAGUACCAGCUGGCAGCCUCCACCUUUGGGCUUAGUCAGGAAGCCAUAUGGGAACUGUCCCAGCAGGCUAUCAGCUGCAGCUUUGCCCCUGAUGGCCUCAAGAAGCAGCUGUAUGAAAGGUGGGCAUUACUUCGGCCCCAGGUCUUGCGCUGACGUGCCCCCACCCUCUCACCAGUUCAGGAUGUCCAGAUGGAUGCCCUCAGAAUACCUCAGGCACACUGAUUUCCAGGGAACUCUACCUCUCCCACUGACCCCACUAAAAGGAAUCUGCUUAAACCAGAUUUUAUGGAUUUACACAUCUAUGGAUCCAGAGUCUGAAGCACUGCUUUCAAAUUAGGUUAAAGGAGCUUUACCAGCCUAUUUUGUGAUCACUGUAGCAACCGUUGUAGCAUUGACUGCACCCAGUGUGUCUUUAGUCUGUACGUGAAGGGAUGUUUUGCUGAUCUACUUUUGUGAGUAUAUAAUGUGGGAAAAAAUAAA